AUGAAUAUUUUUAUGAGGCACCUCCUUGUAGCAGAGAUGGGCCAGGACCAAACCAAGCAGCAGGUAGAGAAAGGCUUAAAGCUGUACCAGGCCAAUCAGACUGACAAAGCCCUGCAUGUCUGGACCAAGGUGCUGGAGAAGACCUCAGACCCCGGGGGGAAGUUCAGAGUGCUGGGCUGUCUCAUCACCGCCCACUCUGAGAUGGGGAAGUAUAAAGAGAUGCUCAAGUAUGCCUUGGCCCAGAUAGACACAGCCAGGGAGAUGGAGGACCCAGACUACCUGACUGAGGGCUACCUGAACCUGGCUAGGAGCAACGAGAAGCUGUGUGACUUCCAGAAGACUGUGUCCUACUGUAAGACCUGCCUCAACAUGCAGGGAACCACUGUCAGUCUGCAACUUAACGGACAGGUGUGUCUGAGCAUGGGAAACGCGUUCCUGGGCGUCAGUGUGUUUCAGAAGGCUCUAGAGAGCUGGGAUGUCUGGGAGAAGGCCCUGCGCUACGCCCACAACAACGAUGACAAGAUGCUGGAGUCUAGAGUCUGCUGCAGCCUGGGGGAACUUCUGGACAUCCAGCUCAAGGACUAUGAGAAAGCCCUGUUCUUCCCGUGUAAAGCGGCUGAGCUGGUGAAUGACUACGGUAAAGGCUGGAGUCUGAAGUACAGGGCCAUGAGCCAGUACCACAUGUCUGUAGCCUACAGGAAACUGGACCGCCUGCCUGAUGCCAUGGAGUGCUGUGAGGAGUCCAUGAAGAUAGCCCUGCAGCACGGGGACCGACCUCUCCAGGCGCUGUGCUUACUGAACUUCGCUGAUAUCCAUCGCUGCCGGAAUGACGUUGAUAAAGCAUUGCCUCGUUAUGAGUCCUCCAUGUGUAUAAUGACAGAGAUUGGGAACCGUCUUGGCCAGACCCAGGUGUACCUGGGGGUAGGGAAGUGUUGGCUCCAGAAUAAAGAAUUGGACAAGGCUCUGGAUGCUCUGCAGCGAGCUCAGGAGUUGUCAGAAGCUUUAGGAACCAAGCUGUGUAGUCUAAAGGUGCACUGUCUCAGUGAGGGGAUCUACCGCAGUAAGGAGAGGCAGGAGGAGCUGAGGGAGCAGGUUGUGAAGUUCCUGCAGUGUGUGGAGGAGCUGGAGCUGUACUGUGGAAUGUGUGGCGAGUCCAUAGGAGAGAAGAACCAACAGCUGCAGGCUCUGCCCUGCUCUCACAUCUUCCACCUCCAGUGUCUACAGAACAACGGUUCCAGGGGCUGCCCCAAAUGUCGUCGGUCCUCCAUGAAGCCUGGGUUUGUGUGA
Messenger RNA from Oncorhynchus masou masou (cherry salmon), 1287 nucleotides. Its product is annotated as 43 kDa receptor-associated protein of the synapse-like. NCBI's taxonomy places the organism in Eukaryota, Metazoa, Chordata, Actinopteri, Salmoniformes, Salmonidae. Gene Ontology annotation, cellular component: neuromuscular junction; plasma membrane. The record is from RefSeq and is a predicted model, not a curated record. Bases 1 to 1287 code for a protein of 428 amino acids. The transcript has 8 exons. Gene Ontology annotation, molecular function: acetylcholine receptor binding; protein-membrane adaptor activity. Gene Ontology annotation, biological process: positive regulation of neuromuscular synaptic transmission; synaptic transmission, cholinergic.